UGAAAACUGGUUUUGUCAUGGUAAAGACGUCUCGGCAAUUCUCUGGGAAUAACAAGAUAACAUGCAUGAGGAAAUUCGAAUACCCAUUGGUUUGGGCUACAUAGCGGGCCGUUGGUAUGGCAAUCGCAACGAACGACCCAUUCUAGCCUUACACGGAUGGCAAGACAAUGCUGGUAGCUUUGCUCUGCUGGCUCCCCUAUUGAGUCGUCAAGUGGCUAUUUUGGCCAUUGAUUUACCUGGUCAUGGCAGAUCUUUUCACAACCCUCCCGGUGUUAUGUAUCGCACCAUGGACUAUAUUCGCGCUGUCAAAGAAGUGGCCGGGCACUUCAAGUGGCCAAAGGUCUCAUUGCUAAGUCACUCCAUGGGUACAAGUAUCGCGUAUAUGUUUGCCGCCUUAUAUCCCCAACUGGUAGAUGUCAUGGUAAACAUUGACAUAGUUCACUGCCGCUAUCACCCAUUGGAAUGGCAAAUAAAAGCGCUUGCCUACACAACGGAUAAAUAUGUGGUCGAAAUCGAACGCAAAUUGGCCAAGAAUGGUAAAAAACCGCCUACAUAUAAAUUUGAAAAUUUGGAAAAAUUAUUACAUGAGGGUUCGGGACAAUCCAUAGAUAUUGAGAAAACAAAAUAUGUAUUGGAGAGAAAUAUUGCUGCCGUAAACCCAGGGGUGGAGGAUGAAUUUUAUUUUUCUCGCGAUGGAGCCAUAAAAUAUUUUCAAGAAUUCAACACAGAGCCGGGACUUUGUAUUGCUAUGGCUAAGAGAAUGUUGAACAUAAAAUGGCUGAUUUUAAAAGCAAAGGACUCUGAGCAUAUUAAUGAAGAUUCAAGUCUAACCCAAGAAGUUUUGCAAAUCCUUAAAUCAAAUAAUCCAGUUUUUGCUUACCAUGUUGUGCCCAAUGCAAAACAUCAUUGUCAUCUUAACAAUGCGGAUAGAGUGGCGGAUUAUAUUUCACCGUUUCUAGCAAAACACAGACCUCCAGAGAUAUUGAAUGUUGAGAAUAAAUUAUAAUUAAAUGUUUGGAAUGAAAUACAAUA
This is a messenger RNA of Stomoxys calcitrans (stable fly), 1032 nucleotides long. Its product is annotated as probable serine hydrolase. Lineage: Eukaryota; Metazoa; Arthropoda; Insecta; Diptera; Muscidae. The transcript has 2 exons. The record is from RefSeq and is a predicted model, not a curated record. Bases 62 to 1006 code for a protein of 314 amino acids.